This is a messenger RNA of Corticium candelabrum, 861 nucleotides long. RefSeq lists its product as uncharacterized. The record is from RefSeq and is a predicted model, not a curated record. Lineage: Eukaryota; Metazoa; Porifera; Homoscleromorpha; Homosclerophorida; Plakinidae. The coding region runs from base 1 to 861 and encodes 286 amino acids. The transcript has 2 exons.
AUGUCUCUCUCGAGGCUACUUGCUAAUCCUGUAUCGUGUCCGGAGAUUGGAGAGAUACCACACCAACCGACAGACAUCACGUUUCCUAAAAAGUGGAAGUGGCUACACUGGGAUCAACAGACAAGUCGUGUUUUCUGCCAUCUGUGCAUCAUAGCUGUCAAACAGAAGAUGAAAGGCUCGUAUUGCGCAGAUAGCGCUUUCGUGAGCAGGGGCUACCAGAACUGGAAGAAAGCAACUUCUGCAUUUAGAAAUCACGGGAGUUCAUCGUGUCGCAAAGAGUCCCUCGAAAACGUCAUUAUUCUUCCUGCAAGGACACAGGAUGCGGCGGAAAUUCUAAGUUCAAGGACGAGCGAAGAGAAGGAGAAGAGUCGCAAGUGCCUUAAGAAAAUAUUUAGUGCUGUUCAGUUUCUAGCAAGACAAGGAUUGCCACUAUGUGGUGAUGGUUGGUAUGAACUGAACGGUAAUCUUAACCAACUCAUCAACCUUCUCAGCAAAGAAGAUGCAAAUCUGGCAACUUGGACAAAGAAGAAGACAGAUAAGUACACUUCCAAAGAUGUGCAAAAUGAGGUGUUAAGAGUCGUGGGUCAACGUGUCCUGAGAGACAUUGUAUCUGACAUUAGAUCAUCAGUGUUUACCAUUUUGGUGGCUGAACCUACAGAUAUCAGCACCACAGAACAGGUUGUUUUCGUUCUCCGCUUGGUUGAUGAUAGACUUGAUGUCCAUAAAGAUAUCGUUGGUCUUUACAGCACAGCAAGCCUGACUGCAGACUCACUGGUUGCAAUCAUUCAGGAUGUCCUGUUACGGCUGAAUCUUUCAAUAGAGCGUUGUCGGGACACUGCUAUGAUUGAGCAGCUGUCAUGA